AAUGGAGACACUUUUCUUGAUUAUCGCUCUUCAUGUGUCAGGAUUCACAGUUCUGGCACUACCUCAAGCUAAAAAUUUGGCAUUGUAUGGAAGGGCCACACAAUCAGACCUAGUUGAAAACCCAUGGUCAGGGUACAGUGAUGCCCACAAUGCCAUUGAUGGAAAUCGUGACCCACAUUUUCAUCAUGGAUCCUGCACUGCUACUGAUUGGCAAACGAAUCCCUGGUGGAGGGUUGAUCUUUUGAGCCCGUACAUAAUCACUUCAGUCGUCAUCACCAACAGAGGAGACUACUGCCCUGAGAGACUCAACGGAGCUGAGAUUCGUAUCGGCAACUCCCAGCUGGACAAUGGCAAUAACAAUCCACUGGCAGGGGUCAUAUCCUCCAUCCCAGCUGGCAGAUCCCUCAGCUUCACAUGGGAUAAUGGGGUACAGGGACGAUAUCUUAAUGUUGUUUUGCCUGGACACAACAAGCUUUUGACACUUUGUGAGGUUGAGGUGUAUGGAUAUCCAGCUCCAAAUGGUGAGAAUGUGGCUUUAAAAGGGAAAGCAACGCAGUCAGACCUUUAUGAAAAUGGUUUUGCGUACAAUGCCAUCGAUGGGAAUCGUGACAGCAUUUAUGCUCAUGGUUCCUGUGCUCACACAGAAGCUCAUCGCAACCCUUGGUGGAGAGUGGAUUUGCUCCAAAAUCAUAAAGUCUUCUCUGUGGUAAUCACCAGCUCUGUGGAUGACCUUCCCAGUAGACUGAAUGGGGCUGAAAUACGAGUAGGAAAUUCUUUGGAGCAGAAUGGUAUCAACAACCCCAGAUGUGCAGUGAUCUCCUCUAUUCCUCUUGGGUUCUCCGAGACCUUUGAGUGUCAUGGGAUGGAGGGACGCUAUGUUACUGUGGUGAUUCCUGGACGUGUAGAGUAUCUAAUACUCUGUGAAGUGGAGGUGUACGGAUCACCACUGGACUAAAGUCCAGAACUAAAGUCCAGUGAAACAGCACACAGGAUGGAAAACCUCUCAACUUUCUCAAUUUUGAAAUGUAUGUAUUGUU
Messenger RNA from Alosa sapidissima (American shad), 1037 nucleotides. RefSeq names its product fucolectin-3-like. NCBI's taxonomy places the organism in Eukaryota, Metazoa, Chordata, Actinopteri, Clupeiformes, Clupeidae. The record is from RefSeq and is a predicted model, not a curated record. The coding region runs from base 2 to 955 and encodes 317 amino acids. The transcript has 6 exons.